UGUGAUUAUUUUAUUUUAUUUUAUAUUCAAUUUGAUCUUCUACGACUUGGAAGAAGAGAUGAUAGAUUUUGACCGUUAAAUAAACUAGAUCUUUCUCCCUCCUUAACCCUAAUUAGGGUUUAACUUUUUUUUUUAAAAAUUCAAUUGAGGGCUUUCUUGUGGCAAUUUGGAUAUCCAUUAAACCUCAGACGUUUUUCUUUUUUGGGCAAAACUCUUAAUUCGCAUACUGGGUAACUGGGAUUCGAGAUAAAGAGGAAAGUUAUGAACUUGUGUACUCUUUUGGUGAGUUUUGAAGAAAGUGCUUAAAGGAAGCUGGUUGAAUUGGUUUUUCAAGAGAAACGGAAGAUGAUUGCGGAGAAACCUAGUUGGGUUAGGCAUGUGGGAAUGCAAAUUUUCUCCAUUGAUAUUCAACCUGGUGGGCUCAGGUUUGCUACUGGUGGAGGUGACCACAAGGUUCGAAUUUGGAACUUUAAGUCUGUUGGCAGGAGUUUGGAAAAUGAUGAAUCAACACAGAGGCUUCUUGCUACCCUCCAUGAUCAUUUUGGGUCAGUCAACUGUGUUAGGUGGGCUAAGCAUGGUCGGUAUAUUGCGUCGGGGUCUGAUGAUCAGAUGAUUUUGGUUCAUGAGAGGAAACCUGGUUCUGGAACUACUGAGUUUGGUAGUGGGGAGCCCCCAGAUAUUGAGAAUUGGAAAGUUGCAAUAACUUUGAGAGGUCACACUGCCGAUGUGGUGGAUCUUAAUUGGUCUCCUGAUGACUCAACAUUGGCUAGUGGAAGUUUAGACAACACCAUCCACAUAUGGAAUAUGAGCAAUGGCAUUUGUACAGCUGUUCUUAGGGGUCAUUCAAGCCUGGUUAAAGGAGUUGCUUGGGAUCCCAUUGGUUCCUUCAUAGCAAGUCAAUCUGAUGAUAAGACUGUUAUUAUAUGGAAAACAAGCGACUGGAGUCUUGCUCACAGAACGGAUGGCCACUGGACAAAAUCACUUGGAUCUACAUUUUUUAGAAGGCUUGGAUGGUCUCCCUGUGGCCAUUUCAUAACAACCACUCAUGGUUUCCAGAAGCCAAGGCAUUCUGCACCUGUUCUAGAGAGAGGGGAUUGGGCAGCAACAUUUGACUUUCUAGGACACAAUGCCCCUAUUAUAGUGGUGAAGUAUAAUCAUUCAAUGUUCAGGAGGAAUUCUUGGAAUUCACAGGAAGUGAAAGCUGCAACCGUUGGGUGGACAAAUGGAACAUCUAAGAUUGGAGGGAAAGAAUCGCAGCCAUAUAAUGUUAUUGCAAUUGGAAGUCAGGAUCGCACUAUUACUGUAUGGACAACAGCAAGUCCUCGCCCUCUCUUCGUAGCCAAGCAUUUUUUUUCUCAAAGUGUUGUGGAUUUAUCCUGGAGUCCUGAUGGGUAUUCACUUUUUGCCUGCUCCUUAGAUGGAACAGUUGCUACUUUCCACUUUGAGGCAAAAGAACUGGGUCAUAGACUGAGUGAUACUGAACUUGAUGAGUUAAAGCGGAAUCGUUAUGGUGAUGUAAGAGGUCGACAGACAAAUCUAGUAGAGAGUCCAGCACAGUUAUUGCUUGAAGCAGCCUCAGCUAAGCAAAACACAACUAAAAAAGUGGUUUCAGAUGUUCAGCCAAUUCAGACACCUUCAAAGUCUAUUGUCAGUGUAGAGGUUACUACAAAGACUUCUGAAUCUCAAGUUGAUGAUGGAAAGAAAAGUGGGGCGGCUGCUGGUGAUGGUGGGUUAAAUAAAGUGGCAACUUCAGGCCGGAUUUCCAGUCCAGUAAAACAGAGAGAAUACAGACGCCCUGAUGGCAGAAAAAGGAUCAUUCCAGAAGCAGUGGGAGUGCCUGUUCAGCAGGAAAAUAUUAGUGGUGGUAUGACAUCUCAUACGCUUGAGUUCCCUCCUGUGCCAUGUGAUAACAGAAAGGAUAAUGGGGUGGUUCCAGCUGCUGGUGGUACAAGUGAAGUUUUGAGGGGAACACUAGGUAGAGGCUCUGACAUAAAGGAGCGUAGUGGAGUUACUGCCAGGGCUACUGUUACUGAGAGCCUGAUUAUUGAGAAGGUUCUAGUAUCUGCAAGUGGAGAUGGAAGUGCUAAUGUGGAACAGUCUGGGAGUGUGAAGGCUUCUGGUUCUUUGGCUGCUAGCAGUGCAACUCUUUCUAUCAGGGUAUGUGACAAGAAAGAAGUGGUGGAUACUAUACCAGUUUGCUUGGAAGCUCGCCCUCGAGAGCGUGCUGUAAAUGAAAUUGUUGGAAUGGGGAGUACAUGUAUGAUGAAAGAAACAGAAAUUGUUUGCAUAAGAGGAACCCAAACUCUUUGGUCUGACAGGAUUGCUGGGAAAGUCACUGUUUUAGCUGGAAAUGCUAACUUCUGGGCUGUUGGGUGUGAAGAUGGUUGCCUUCAGGUCUACACUAAAUGCGGAAGACGAGCUAUGCCAGCCAUGAUGCUGGGAUCUAGUGUCACAUUCAUUGACUGUGAUGAGAGUUGGAAAUUGUUACUUGUCACAAGGAAGGGAUCCUUGUAUGUAUGGGAUCUCUUCAACAGGAAGUGUCUCCUGCAUGACUCAUUGGCAUCUCUAAUCACUACAGACCUGAAUCCAUCUGCUAAAGGAGCAGGUACAAUCAAAGUCAUAUCUGUCAAGUUAUCAAAAUCAGGUUUUCCCCUUGUCAUUCUGGCCACACGCCAUGCCUUCCUUUUUGACACAAGUCUCAUGUGUUGGCUGAGGGUUGCUGAUGAUUGCUUCCCGGCAUCAAAUUUUGCUAGCUCCUGGAAUUUCGGCUCAGUUCAGAGUGGUGAGCUGGCUACAUUGCAGGUGGAUGUUAGGAAAUAUUUAGCGAGAAAGCCCGGCUGGAGCAGGGUAACUGAUGAUGGAGUGCAGACACGUGCUCAUUUGGAAUCUCAGUUGGCAUCUUCGUUGGCUUUGAGAUCUCCCAAUGAAUAUCGCCAGUGCCUCCUUUCCUACAUCCGCUUCCUAGCAAGAGAAGCAGAUGAGUCUCGUUUACGAGAAGUGUGCGAAAGUUUUCUUGGACCUCCAACUGGGAUGGUUGAAGCCACAUCUGCAGAUCUAAAGAAUCCAGCAUGGGAACCCUGUGUACUUGGAAUGAGAAAGCACAAACUUUUAAGAGAAGAUAUUCUUCCUGCAAUGGCAUCAAAUAGAAAAGUCCAGCGGUUGCUCAAUGAGUUUAUGGAUCUCUUGUCUGAAUAUGAAAGUACCGAAAUUAAUGUAGACCAACAAGAUCCUGCAUCUCCCCCUAGAUCCACAUUAGCAACUGAUCAAACAGACUCUGCCCCACUGGCUACUGAUAAAAUGAAUUCUGCCCAACUGGCUGCUGAUCAAAUGAAUUCUACCCCACCAGCAACUGAUCGAAUGGACUCUGCCUCUACAGCAAAUGAUCAAAUGGACUCCACCCCACCACCAGCAACUGACCAAAUGGACAAUGCUGCUCUAGCAACUGACCAAACGGAUACCAUCAUGCCAGGAACUGGCCAAAUGGACUCUACCCCGUCAGCAACUGACCACCCUGCCCCACAAAGAAAUGACCAGAUGUACCCUGUCCCACUACCAACUGAUCAGAUGGAUUCUGCCUCCCCUACAACUGAUCAAAAGGACUCCACUACAUUGGCUAUAGAUGUGAAGGACUCUGCAUCUUUUUCAACAGAUAAUUUGAAUAUAGUUUUGCCAGUGACAGAACAAGUAAAUCUGGAACCCAUGCCAGAUCAAGGUAAUCUGGCACCAGCUGCACAAGAUUCUGGUUCCUGAAUUUGCAUCUCUGGGAUGAUAAACAUCAAAGGCAAUUUUUUAGGAUAAGAGCUUGCUUACUCAUGGUGCUGCUGAAGAGUGAAGUGGAUAUCUUUUGGUUUUUGGUUAUUUUGCAUGAAAUCCAUCCUCCUAGUAUGUGCAGUAAAAAAGCUUUUUCAGUUUAAAAAGCUUUGUUUUCUCUCGUUAGCUCAUUGAAGCUUCACCUUGGAAUGUAACAGAGAAUUUCCCUCCUUUAGUUGACAAAUUUUCAAUAUCUGCCCGUUUAUAGUUUGUGUAACCAAUGUGAUGGAUGUUAUUUCCUGUAAAAAUUUUAAGCAUAAAGUGAAUUAGAUUAGUGGAUAAGUUGGGCCAUAUUUCACUUAAA
Molecule: messenger RNA, 4114 nt
Organism: Mangifera indica (mango)
Lineage: Eukaryota; Viridiplantae; Streptophyta; Magnoliopsida; Sapindales; Anacardiaceae
Product: protein HIRA
Exons: 11
Coding region: 346-3750 (1134 amino acids)
Biological process (GO): DNA-templated transcription; regulation of DNA-templated transcription; chromatin remodeling
Cellular component (GO): HIR complex; nucleus
Molecular function (GO): nucleosome binding; protein binding
Source: RefSeq, a predicted model, not a curated record